GAACGAUUUUUUAUGAUUUCAAAAUCCGUUAAAAAAUUUCAUUUGGCCGUGAUCACAAAUGAAAGAAUUACAUAAAAUCAGGUCUUUAUAUAUUACCGAGGAUGAUGCACUGAAAUUCAAGUUACAUUUUGAUUCAUGAAAUGUAAAUUUUAAUGCAAAAGAAUGGCCUUAGAGGAGACAAAAAUUAUUUACCACAUUGAUGAUGAAGACACCCCUUAUUUAGUUAAACUUUCUGUACCUCCAGAUCGUGUGACACUUGGAGAUUUUAAAAAUGUGCUUAACAGACCAAAUUACAAGUUCUUCUUUAAGUCUAUGGAUGACGAUUUUGGUGUUGUUAAAGAAGAAAUUAGUGAUGACAAUGCAAAAUUGCCUUGUGUUGGAGGGAGAGUUGUAUCAUGGCUUGUGACUGCUGAAGGCAGCAGCCUUUCUGACAGCACUUCUCAGUGCACCGACACUAUGUCGCAAAGAUCUGAAUUGAGGUUACCCCUUGAAAGAACUGUUGGUAUUGGUGAUAGCAGGCCACCUUCUUUCCAUGCAACUGCCCUUGAUCAUAGAGAUUUAGGUGAUACUUGUACAGAAACAGAAUCUGUUAUUAGUUCCAGAAAAGAUCUCCAUUCACAUAUGCAUCGUCCUGUUAAGCACAGAGAUAAACAUUUUCAUGAUGAGCAUGUUCCUUGUGGAUGUCCCACCAACAGAAUUAAUGGUCACACUAAACAAAAUCAUCCGCAUAUUCAUUCACGGCAUCGUAGUGGUCAUGGUUAUGAGUCUUCCUCAAUGAUGACGAGUGACAUUGAAAGUACAAGUUUCCUGGAUUCGGAAGAAGAAACAACUAGCAGAAUUUCAACUACAACUGAAGAAAGCAGUGUGUCCCGUAUUCAUCCAAGACAUAGGCGAAGGCGUCGCAGACAUCGUAUGCCACCUAUGAGUAGAACUUCAUCUAUUAGUAGCAUAACAGAUUCCACAAUGUCACUAAAUAUUAUUACUGUUACCCUGAAUUUAGAUACUGUGAAUUUUCUUGGAAUUAGUAUAGUUGGACAAUCAAAUAAAGGAGGUGAUGGUGGGAUCUAUGUUGGCUCAAUAAUGAAAGGUGGAGCUGUUGCCUUAGACGGGAGAAUUGAACCUGGUGAUAUGAUUCUGCAAGUAAAUGACAUAAAUUUUGAGAAUAUGAGCAAUGAUGAUGCUGUGCGAGUAUUAAGAGAAGCUGUUCAGAAACCUGGCCCUAUUAAGUUGGUAGUUGCUAAAUGUUGGGACCCAAAUCCUACAGGAUAUUUCACAAUACCUCGAACUGAACCCGUUCGUCCUAUCGAUCCUGGUGCUUGGGUUGCACAUAUUGAAGCUACUAGAGCUGCUGAUUAUCCCUUAAGACCCCCUUCUGUUAGUACUCUAACGUCUACAAGUUCAUCCAUAACCAGUUCUAUACCAGAGUCUGAUAGACCAUUCCAAGAGAAUACUCUUACUGUAGAAUCAGACAUGCUUUCGAUAGUUAAAGCUAUGACAAAUCCUGAAUCUGGUUUGGAAGUGAAAGAUCGAAUGUGGCUGAAGCUUCUUAUUCCAAAUUCUUUCAUUGGUGCUGAUGUAGUUGAUUGGCUCUUCACUCACGUGCAAGGUUUUCAAGACAGAAGAGAUGCAAAAAAAUAUGCUACCCAACUUUUGAAAGCAGGUUAUAUACGUCACCCUGUUAAUAAAAUUGCUUUUUCUGAGCAAUGUUAUUAUGCCUUUGGAGAUUUAUAUUCCAAUAUUGCUGCUCUCAAACUGAAUGAAGACGACUCUGUUAGUGAAGCAGAUAGAGAUACAUUGGGCCCUCUGCCCCCUCCUUCUGGGCCAUCGCCAUGGGGAAACCAGUUGCCUUAUUCCGGUAGCUAUAUACCUCCAAAUGCUGGUUUCAUGCCCCUGCCAUUCACCUAUGCAAAUGACAAUAACAGCAGCUGUAAAAACUUCGUUAGAGAAGGAAGUGUCCACAGUGGAUCAGGUGGUAGCAGUAAUGGCGGAGACAUGCUGCAAGACAAGGAAAGAAAAUCUGGAAGUCCAGGUGGCAGCGAUUCUGAAGUUGCCAGCCAAAGAAGUUGCCGAAGGAUUACUAACCCAGUGGACUGUGGUGCUGGAAGUAGUGGAAGUGAUCGCAGUGCCAACACUCAUGUCACACAAGAUGUUCCAAGAUUGGAUGCUAUACCUCCUGAACUUUCCGGUAGUUCUCAAUCUUUUAGAGCUGCUAUGGGAAAUCCAUGUGAAUUUUUUGUAAAUGUUGUAUAAAUUUUCCUCUCAAAUAAGGAGUUUUGUUUAAUAUUUCGCCAUAUUAAUGCAUGUCAUAAAUUAAAUUUGUGUUGCUUUCACAACAAAAGUUCUGGACUUUAAUAUUUAUCAUUUUCUGAUGCAUGUUUUCUGUUUUUUUCUUGUGUAAAUUUUAAAAAUGUUAAACUCUCAGUUACAUGGUUAAAAUGUGUGAGUAAUGUUGUGUUUAACUGCUUUGUUUUAAUAUUUUUUAAACAAAAAGUUAAAUUUUGAAAACUGCAUGUACAAAUUAAAAAUUAGUUAAUAAAUUAGUUAUUUAUUUCUGACCUAUUUUUGUAAAAUGUCAAGAGAUAAUGAGCUUUGUUUUUUUAUCUUUAAGUGAAUCUUUUUGCUAAAAUGCUUAUUGCAAACUAAUUUGCAGUGUUGGCAUGGACUACAUUUUUGCUGUGUGUAUAUAUGUAUUCAUAAAUUUCAUGCAUUUAUUACCAUCAGAUUGCAUCGUUAUAGUUGCUUUUAUGUCAUGUUGCUAGAAAGUUGUUCUUCCACUUGUUUUUUAAUGUUGUCCUUUUUCUUAUUAGUAAUAUAUAAUAAUUUCCUUUCAUUAAACGUUUGAAUUUUUGUUUGAAACUUCACAUGUGUGCCACAAAUAAAAUAGUGUUAAAGACAAUUUAUAGAUUCCAAAAGGAAACUUUCUCGAUUUCACAAUGGCAAAAUAAUCUCCUUAAGUGAUUAACUUAUUAAUUUUUGAAAACAUAAUUUAUCUUUAAAUUCAAUGUCUUGUUGGUAGUUAACUUAUUUUUUAUUUUAUUUGAAGCAUUUAAUUUUUUAGAUGUUAGAUAAUUUUAAUAAGUAGUGUUUAUGUGCAAAUAUUUUUAAAUAUUGAUGCAUCUGCAUUAAAAUGUAGGGUAAAAAAAUGACAUGUGGGAAUCCUGAUUGCAUAAUAUUUUACUGCAUAUCAUCUUAUCACUAUGAUCUGUCAUUAUUGUACUUAUAAUCGCAAAUAAUAAAAAUUUUGAACUUACUCUUUUAAAUUAUAAAUCUAGCAAAAAUUCCUCUGUUAUGGUACCUUUACAGUAAGGAAACUCUGAAUAUGCUUAGAUAAAGAGUACUGUGUUCAAUUCUUAUUAGAUCUCUUCUUUUUCCCCUGGAAUCUUUUGAAUAAAGUUUUGAGUUUUUGAAUAUGUAAACUGGACAGCUUCACGAGAUACUAAAUUCUAAGUAAAUGUUGGGUGUGUUUUAGUGUUGUUUUUUUUUCUGAGAAUGAGCUACUAUCCUAUGAAUUUAUUGUAUACAAUAGGUAAUGAAUUUAUAAAAUUGUUUCUUUAUUCAAUCUAUAAACUUUAAAUUUCGAUUACCUUAACAACUGCUUGUGCUGAAUUAGUUUUUUAAUUGGGUUAUAAAUUAGAUUCCUUAAAAAUACAAAAAUUAUCACUAAUGCUUACAUGUAUGUUUAAUAUUAGGAGUAAUUGUUUUCUUCAUAGGUUGAGUUUCAUAUUGCUAGGGUACUAAAAACUAGAAGUUUAAAUGAUGUAAAUUGAAGCAGAGAGAGUUGAAAAUUUACUCAACUUUUGUUGACAUUUUCUCAAAAAAAUUUCUUGCACAUUAUGUUGCUUCCAAAGAAAUCAUUUUGUGUUUGCUCUUCAAAUUUGAAUGUGCUAUGAUUGUUUGCUGAUGCAUUUACUGGUACUAUUUUCUUUGUUUGUUUACCUCUUGUUUUCUUUCAUGCUGCUUAUCAUAGUUGAGGAUGAUAUUUUGGAGUAUCGCUUCUCAGACAAAGGUAUUGUCUGACUAUCAAGUCUUCAACUGGCAUCAAUUUUGAUAACAGUUCAAGGUCCAAGUAUAUGUUUAUACAGAAUGUUAUGUUCUAUUUUUGAUUUACAUCAUUAUUGCUCUUUUAUUACUGCAUUUAUUUUAUGCUUUAACAGUAUUUAAGUUUUAAAAAUGUUUCAUUUGUACUUGUAACAUAAAAAAAUAAUUUUGAUACAAAAUUAUCUAAUUUUACUGUCAUUUAAAUGAUCCAUGUUAGCAUAGUACAUGAUUUUGGAUGCAUUUGUAGAUUUUGAUUACAUGAAAACUGCAAAUGUAUUUAAUACAGCAUCAAGUACAAUUGUGAGAUAAAUACUCAAUAUAAAUCGAGAAUGUUACUGACAAUGUGGAUAACUGUUUUUACAAACAGGCCUGUACAACUUGUAUAUUUUUAGAGGGAAGUUGUAUAGGAGUUUCUAAGUUUUGUUUUUGGCAUUGAAACAUGAAAAUUAUUUUUAGAAAAUACUUUAUAUAAUAAAAAAAUAGUUACAUUGUUCUAAUUGUAUAACUUUAAUUUGGUCUUCCUAGUGUACUCCGUGCUUAACAUAUGAUCAUUUGAAUGUUUACUUUUUGUUACUUCAAACGUUUGCUCUCAUAAUUCUAGUGCAAUUUUAAUUUAUCCUAAGGAGCCUGCUUUGUAAUAUUUGAAGGAAUUUAUUUUGAUUCCUUAAGUGUAAUAGAUUUUGGGGAAGGGGGGGGGGCAUAGUUCAUGAAAAGGUUGUAAGGGAUGACUUAAUUUUAAAGAACACAUAAACACAGUACAAAGCGUCUGUCUAAAUGAUUAACUGCUAUUUAAGUUAAUAAUAACUUAUUAUUUAAGUUAGAAAUAAGAUUAGGGAAGUGUAUAUUUUAUCAAGUGUCAGUUAAGUGCUUUGUGUGAUUAUUUUUAAUAGGUAAUUUUUGGCUGCUUAACUAUCAUUCAAAUAAUUAUAAAAAGUUAUUAAAUUAAAAAUAAUGUUAAUUAUUGUUUUCUUUAUUGCAUAAGGCUUGUUUCAAUCAUUUUUUCUUGUGGCUUAUCAUCGGAACUUGCAAAAGUACGAGGUACAAGAAUUUCUACUGUAUUUGUAAUCAGGCUCAUAACCAGGAACAAACAUUAGGUCGGGCAUCAGAUUUUAUAAAUGGUACUUACACUUUCCCUUCCAGUUUUUGUGUUCACAUAUCAAUAAUGAACCCCUAUAAAAACAAGCUAAAUCACCUCUUGUUCGUUAUGCUUAAUUCUAAAAAUUUCCGAUGGAAAUGUACCUAGAGUAUCCAUUUUCUGAGUGCAAUCCCACUGCAUUAGAAAAAAAACUCAUAUAUGAAUUCUAAAGCUCUGAUCUCACUUACACCGCCAUGCCUCUUUCCUAUUUGUUUAUUUGUAUGGAGAAUUUGAUUAAAAGAAAAAAAUUACUAUGGAAUAUCUCAAUGUGGACUAACAUUUUCCCAUUACAGGCAAUGCUUGACCUGGCUCUGGCUACGGACCUGUGUGUAAUAUGUGUGCAUAUGUAAAAAAAAAAAAAAAUGAAAAGAGUGAUCACAACAAAAUUAAAGUUACUUUUAUGUAUUUUGAGAAUAUUUUUGUUCAAUGCACCAAUUUCAAUUGCUUCGUCUUUUUUUUUUUUUUUUUUUUGCAGAGCCAUUUUUAUUUUGAACAAAAAGAAAAAAAUAUAGGAAAUGAAAAAUUUAUUUUAAAUGACUGAAGAGCAGAUAGCAGUUUUUGAAAAUAAGAAUGGAUUCCAUUUAUUAUAACAAGCAAUCCUUCGAAAAAUGCAAUUGAGGACUAAAUCUGGGGUUAUUUUUAUUUAGCUGAAAAAGAGCUACAAUAGGCCAAUAUCAAGAGUAGUGUCCUACAUGACAGGUGAACUGUUCCUUUUAGAAACCAUUUAAAAUAUGCAUUACAUUUUUAUUGCAUUAUAAUACAUGGUAUCCCUACGUACAUUAUGAGAGCUAAUAAAAAAAAAGUAAGCAUUCUUUAUAAAACAUUUUGUGUUUCAAUUUAAAUUUUAACUACAAUGAGCUUAUUUAUUGCAUAUCAUAUCAUGUCUAUGCAAGUAUUGAUCAUUUGUAAUCAGAAAAGUAAUUAAAAUUUGUCUUUAAAAUUAUUUCUUAAAAUGUAACUUCAUUGUUGUAAAAUUAAGAGUUUUAAAUAAAAGGAGAAAAGAUUUGAAGAUUCACAAUUCCGCAUUCAAUGGGAAAAUAUAUCCAUUUAAUCAAGUCUUAUGCAUGUAAGUAGUUGAAAUGCAUUAUAUAUCAUAUCUGGGUCUUUUUCAAGCAAAAUAUAUAAGAGUGAUUCUUUAUGUAAAAUUUGGUUGAAUAUACAUUCUGUAAUUUUGCAGUUACUUUUUUUUUUUUCAAUGUACGUUGAGAUCUUUAUUUUUAGUUUUUUGCCAAUUAUUGAAUUUUACUAAAAUGAAUUUCAAUAUUCAGUUUUAUUUUUUCUUAUCUAGUCAGUGGAAGGCUGGUACUGUCUUUACAAUUUCUAAAACACUGUACAAAUUCAAAACAUUUGAAAGUUAUUUAAUGUAUGAAUAGAUAUAUUUUCCAAAGAAUUUUGUGUGCAAUUAUAUGUUUCUUUGGGCACUGUAAAUAAUUACACUUAACGAUCUCAAAUGCUAUCAUGUACUAAAACUUUUGAAAACUGGUAUUUUGAGUUGCUUGUAAAACAGUAUGAAAAUGUGUCUGAUGUUUACUUUUUAAUUAAUUUUUAUAAAGCCCAAGAUAUUGUGUUUUUAAGAAAAACUUUGUAGGUAAUACAACUUGGACAAAGGCAUUUAUACAAAAAUAAAUUUUAA
Uloborus diversus is the source of this 6806-nucleotide messenger RNA. RefSeq names its product segment polarity protein dishevelled homolog DVL-3-like. Gene Ontology annotation, biological process: intracellular signal transduction; canonical Wnt signaling pathway. Gene Ontology annotation, molecular function: frizzled binding. The transcript is spliced from 18 exons. The record is from RefSeq and is a predicted model, not a curated record. Lineage: Eukaryota; Metazoa; Arthropoda; Arachnida; Araneae; Uloboridae. The coding region runs from base 163 to 2250 and encodes 695 amino acids. Gene Ontology annotation, cellular component: cytosol.